CACAUCACCAAAACCCCGCAAGGAAAAAGAGGAUCUCAACGCUGACCCGGGGUCACCGAAGGAGCCUUUGAACCAUGUGGACUUUCUUGGGCAUUGCCACUUUCACGUAUUUUUACAAGAAAUGCGGAGACUUCGUCUCUUUUGCCAACAAGGAGCUCUUGCUCUGCGUGCUGGUGUUCCUGUCCCUGGGCCUGGUGCUGUCCUACCGCUGUCGCUACCGGAGCGGGGCCCUGCUCGGGCGCCAGCAGAGCGGCUCCCAGUUCGCGGUCUUCUCGGAUAUUCUGUCGGCCCUGCCUUUCAUUGGCUUCUUCUGGGCCAAGUCGCCCCCGGGAUCAGAAAAUAAAGAACAGCUUGGGUCUAGGAGGCCCAAAAAAGGAACCAGUAUUUCAGAAACUACCUUAAUAGGAGCAGCUGCCUCUUCAUCAAUAUCUUCUCAGAAUGAUCCAGAAGUUAUCAUUGUGGGAUCCGGUGUGGUUGGCUCUGCUUUGGCAGCCAUGCUUUCCAGAGAUGGAAGAAAGGUGACAGUAAUCGAGAGAGAUUUAAAAGAGCCUGACAGGAUAGUUGGAGAAUUUCUGCAGCCAGGUGGUUAUCGUGUCCUUAAAGACCUUGGUCUUGAAGAUGCAGUGGAAGGUAUUGAUGCUCAGGUCGUACAUGGCUACGUAAUUCAUGAUCAGGAAAGCAAAUCAGAGGUUCACAUUCCUUACCCUCUGUCAGAAAACAGUCAGGUGCAGAGUGGAAGAGCUUUCCAUCAUGGAAGAUUCAUAAUGGGUCUCCGGAAAGCAGCGAUGGCAGAGCCCAAUACAAAGUUCAUCGAAGGCAUCGUGCUACAGUUAUUAGAAGAAGAUGAUGCUGUAAUGGGCGUACAGUACAGGGAUAAAGAAACCGGGGACAUCAAGGAACUCCAUGCUCCAUUGACUGUUGUUGCCGAUGGACUUUUUUCCAAGUUUAGGAAAAACCUGAUCUCCAAUAAAGUUUCUGUUUCAUCUCAUUUUGUGGGCUUUAUUAUGAAGCAUGCACCACAGUUUAAAGCAAACCAUGCUGAACUUAUUUUGGCUAAUCCGAGUCCAGUUCUCAUCUAUCAGAUUUCAUCUGAUGAAACUCGAGUACUUGUUGACAUUCGGGGGGAAAUGCCCAGGAAUUUAAGAGAAUACAUGGCUGAAAAAAUUUACCCACAAUUACCCGAUCACCUCAAAGAACCGUUCCUAGAAGCCAUUCAGAAUUCUCGUUUGAGAUCUAUGCCAGCAAGCUUUCUUCCUUCUUCCCCAGUAAACAAACGAGGCGUUCUUCUUCUGGGAGAUGCGUAUAAUAUGCGGCAUCCUCUUACUGGAGGAGGAAUGACUGUUGUUUUUAAAGACAUAAAGAUAUGGAGAAAAUUGCUAAAAGGUAUCCCUGACCUUUAUGAUGAUGCAGCUGUUUUCCAGGCCAAAAAAUCAUUCUACUGGGCAAGAAAAACAUCUCAUUCCUUUGUUGUGAAUAUCCUUGCUCAGGCUCUUUAUGAAUUAUUUUCUGCCACGGAUGAUUCCGUACAUCAACUAAGAAAAGCCUGUUUUCUUUAUUUCAAACUUGGUGGAGAAUGUAUUGCUGGUCCUGUUGGGCUGCUUUCUGUACUGUCUCCUAACCCUCUAGUUUUAAUUGGACAUUUCUUUGCUGUUGCGAUCUACGCCACGUAUUUUUGCUUUAAGUCGGAGCCUUGGAUUACAAAACCCCGAGCCAUUUUCAGUAGUGGUGCUGUCCUGUACAAAGCAUGCUCUGUAAUAUUUCCUCUGAUUUACUCGGAAAUUAAGUACUUGGUUCAUUAAGCUAAAAAGGGAACCAUUUGUGAACGA
Molecule: messenger RNA, 1826 nt
Organism: Puma concolor (puma)
Lineage: Eukaryota; Metazoa; Chordata; Mammalia; Carnivora; Felidae
Gene: SQLE
Product: squalene epoxidase
Biological process (GO): sterol biosynthetic process; cholesterol metabolic process
Cellular component (GO): endoplasmic reticulum; membrane
Molecular function (GO): flavin adenine dinucleotide binding; squalene monooxygenase activity
Source: RefSeq, a predicted model, not a curated record